Molecule: messenger RNA, 924 nt
Organism: Gastrolobium bilobum
Lineage: Eukaryota; Viridiplantae; Streptophyta; Magnoliopsida; Fabales; Fabaceae
Product: protein FANTASTIC FOUR 1-like
Exons: 1
Coding region: 1-924 (307 amino acids)
Source: RefSeq, a predicted model, not a curated record
AUGUCUUCCUCAAGCGUUUGUCAAGGCUUGCAAUCUUGUCUUGAACCCCGUGUCAUCGAAUCACACGUUCUGAGGCUCAAAUUGGCUCCACCAAGGUCCAACUUUUCUUCCCACUCAGACUCAGAUUCCCAAAACCAAGAAAAACCCAUCACCAACAACAAUGAAUGUAACAAAAAGGACACAGUUCCUAACGUGGGUGGUGGAAGUGGCUGGAGUUUCCUUCAAGCUCUUGCCAACACUACUCAUUGUAACAAAACCGAGGAACAAGUUUAUGUUCACCCUACUGUUAAGCGCUCCUCUUCAAUGCUCAGUGAAAAGAGCUUGGAAAUGUGCACUGAAAGCCUCGGCAGCGAGACUGGUAGUAAUGCUGGUGAAAACAGUGAUGAAUUUUCUUUGUUUUCAUUUGACAGUAGUAACACAUGUUUCACGAGACAUAACACUGACAAAAAUUGUGUGUCUAAAAGAGUGAACCGAGCUUGUAGCUUUCCACCACCACUCACUUCAAUGGGUGGGGUUCAUGUUAGGCCUCAUCGUGAAGGUGGAAGGUUAAUAUUGGAAGCUGUUGCAUCUCCUUCCCCUCGCCAUUAUUUUCAUGCAGAGCGUAGCAAAGGUAGGCUCAGGCUCUGUCUGUUUGAGAGUUUUUUAGUUUCUGAUGGUGAUGAUGAAGUAGUUGACGGUAAAGAAGGAAUUGAAGAGGAGGAGGAGGAAGAAGAAGAAGAAGCUGAAACUCAGAAGAACCAUGAAGUUUGUGGUGAAGAAGAUACUGAGGGAGAGGAGGAGUUGGAAGAGUUUGUUGACAAUGUGGAGGAUGAAAUGGAAGUGACAAAGUUCGCAAGACCAAGAAGCAGGUGCAAGGAAAGUGGGAAUAGAGACAUUUUUGGUGAUGGUUACUUUGAGCUUCCAUCACUUCCUCUGUGUCUCUGA